Zophobas morio is the source of this 1963-nucleotide messenger RNA. Its product is annotated as cyclic GMP-AMP synthase-like receptor. Bases 692 to 1846 code for a protein of 384 amino acids. The record is from RefSeq and is a predicted model, not a curated record. The transcript has 8 exons. NCBI's taxonomy places the organism in Eukaryota, Metazoa, Arthropoda, Insecta, Coleoptera, Tenebrionidae.
AAAUGUCUCAGUACUUUGAGCUAUAAGAGAGAAAUAUUCGUAAAAUGAUGUGACCCACUGUUGUGAAAUCAAGCAACUUUCCAAAUUUAUAUGUAUUUAUAAUUCAAACUUUGUAAUCAAGUGCAAUGAUGUCACCCUGUUUGGAAACUCGGUCUUAUUAUGAUUCUUAUGUAAAGACUCAAUAAAGUUGGAUCUCCACAGGAGAUUUGGAGAGAAUUUAUGGAUGUGAUCAGCACGAAAGCAACUCUAAAUUUGAAGCUUAUAGUACAAAAUUCCGAGAAAUAAUAGAUAGCAGCGACACUGUAAUCAACACAUUGAAGUAGACAUAACGUAUGAUAAGUAUGAGUCAUUUGCUGAGCACUCGUGUUUUCGAACGCAUGGAAGUAAAGCCGCGCAUGGCAGGUGCACUGUUGCCAGAAUGGUAAAAACUCGGGAAAACCUGAGAAUUUUUAGGGGCACCCAAUUACCACAGUCAGACUUAAAAUUUAUUUAGAGAUUUAUGUCGUUUUUGACAUGUGGGUACUACCGAUGGAAUAAAUCCAACAAAACAACAAUACAGUUAAAAUUAUUUAUAUAACGUUUUGUAUUGGUGCGGAGUUGUAAGUCACGCGUAGUCGCACGUUUUCUGACGGUGCUGUAAACAAGCAACAGUCGGUGAGAAGCUUUGUGGAACGAAGUGUUCUGGUAGAAAAUGGGCAAAAAAAGUACAAACCCUUACGCCGCUUUAGAGCCUGGACUGUCUGCUGCCAACAAAAAAAUCCGACUGGACAAGCAAAUAAACCAUGACACGAAGACUUUGGUUGAAAAGAUCGUGAAAAAAAUAACCGCUGACAUGAAAAAACAAUCUUCAGUUUUUGCUAAAUUAUACGUGAGAACUUUUGGUGGUGGUAGCAGCUACGAAGGAUUAAAAACAGGACAAGAAGGAGAUUACGACAUCGACAUCCUCCUUAGAAUACCAGAAAUAACCAAACCAAAAUUACACGAAGACAAUAUCCCCGGUUAUGUCCAGUUACAGCUACUAAAUUUCCACAAGUUGGAACAAAAGGACCCGGAACUAUACAAAGCUAUGAACAACAAAUUUGUCGAUGAGAAGAAUUUUCUCUUAACCGAAGAACUCAAGUCGACAUUUAUGCAAAGCAUUUUUGACAAAACCCGAUCCAAGUACUUUCCGGGAGGAAUUGUCACAGUUAAAGGAAAUAAAUACGAAGUAUUUAGAAUUUCAAAAGUUCGAAAAGCAGGACCAGCUUUCACUCUUACAAUAAACGGUGUUAACACGAAAUUUUCUGUUGAAGUCGAUUUGGUUCCUUGUAUUUUGUUAAAUAAGAGCCACUGGCCACAAGGCGGUUUUAGAGCUAAUCCUUGUCCGAGACGUGGCGACUUUUUUCUAAUUCCAAAACAACCAAAACGGGAUCACCCUCAUUUGAACAGAUAUUUUAGAUUAUCUUUCCAAAUUCAGGAGAGAAUUAUCAUCAGUCACAGGUUCUGGAUGAAACCGACGAUUAGAAUAAUAAAGUGUAUUAAAAAACAUUUCAAUCAGGGCGUGUGUAGUUACGCCAUUAAGACACUCUGUAUGUGGGAAUUAUUCUAUGGUAAUCCAGAGCUCACUCAGGAAACUCCGGAUUUGUGGAAAAAAUCUUCCAGCGGUUGCUUCAUCCACAUGUUAGAAAGGUACCUUGAGUGCUUGACUAAAGAAACGAUUUCAUAUUUUUGGAAUAAAAAGUUGAACCUUUUGGAUAAUUUGAGCAAGGAACAAAUCAACACUUAUAGGAGACAAAUCGACGAAUUGCUUCAAAGCAUCAAACAAAAUCCAACUCAGUUCGCUAUUACCAACUACUUGACGUUUUAAUAUUUCAAAAUGUUUGUGCUUCAUGAUUGUAAUUUAGAAGUUGAAUUACAUAGAUACAUAGAAUAAAAUUUUAUUUUUUAUACUUCUAAUAAAUAUAAAUAAAAAUUACAAACAAAA